Molecule: messenger RNA, 391 nt
Organism: Ilex paraguariensis (yerba mate)
Lineage: Eukaryota; Viridiplantae; Streptophyta; Magnoliopsida; Aquifoliales; Aquifoliaceae
Source: the annotation of a GenBank genome assembly
GUUAUUUUCACUUAUGCGGUGCAGCUUUUCUCAAACGAAGUUUUCCUGUUUCGCAAUUUUCGUCUUCCAUAACAAUUCCAACCGAAAGAUUUCCAAUUGAAUUACGUGAUUAAAUUAUUGGGAGUUCAUUAUGGAUCUCUGGGCUGUUCAUGUUAAGAACACCAAUCCAAACCCCUUUGUACUGAGGAAUUCAAUUCCCGAGAAACCCAUUUUCUGGAACUUGAGAAAAAUGGGUUAUUUCAGAGUUGAAGACGGGAGGGCUUUCGAGAUGAAGGAUUUGAAAAGGAAGGCUUCUUCUUCGUCUGUGUAUCAAUCUUUUGUAGUGAAAGCUAUGGGAAAGAAAAAUCACGAGAAUUCCAAUUCACCUUCAUCUUCGGUGUUUGGAUGCUAG